Molecule: messenger RNA, 4138 nt
Organism: Cricetulus griseus (Chinese hamster)
Lineage: Eukaryota; Metazoa; Chordata; Mammalia; Rodentia; Cricetidae
Source: RefSeq, a predicted model, not a curated record
CGGGGGGGGCGCGCCCCGCCGCCGCCGCCGCCGCCGCCGCCGCCGGGAGGGCGAGCCCCGCGGGAGCGAGCGCUUCAUGCCGCCCACCGGCGUCGAGUCCUCCAGGAUGAACAGGAAGAAGGGAGACAAGGGCUUCGAGAGCCCGCGGCCCCGGACCUUCCCCUUCCCGGGCUUGGCUUGCACCGUUUCCGUGAGUGACGAUGGGUCUGGGGGAGCCAGGGGGGGGGAAGCAGAGCCCACCCCAGAGGACGGGACGUCUGCAGAGAGGCGACGUUUUGAUGAAUGUAUGUAUUUAUUUGUUGCAGAGUUAAAGGUUCUGAAGAUACAACAAUUUUCUUUGGAUCAGCCGAAAGGGGGUCUUCAUUUUGUGGUACCCAGUGUAGAGGGAAGUAUGGCAGAGAGAGGUGCUCAUGUCUUCUCUUGUGGAUAUCAGAAUUCUACAAGAUUUUGGUUCCCAUGUGUUGAUUCAUACUCUGAGUUGUGUACAUGGAAAUUAGAAUUUACAGUAGAUGCUGCAAUGGUAGCCGUGUCCAGUGGAGAUUUGGUGGAGACAGUGUACACCCAUGACAUGAGGAAGAAGACUUUCCAUUACAUGCUUACUAUUCCUACAGCAGCACCCAAUAUCUCCUUGGCCAUUGGACCUUUUGAAAUAAUUUUAGACCCAUAUAUGCAUGAGGUGAGUUACACAUUUUGUUUGCCCCAGCUUCUUCCAUUACUCAAACAUACCACGUCAUUCCUUCACGAAGUUUUUGAAUUUUAUGAAGAAAUUUUGACUUGUCGCUAUCGGUACCCGUACUCUGGUUUUAAGACUGUCUUCAUCGAUGAGGCUUAUGUUGAGGUGGCUGCUUAUACUUCUAUGAGUAUUUUCAGCACAAACCUUCUGCACAGUGCCAUGAUUAUAGAUGAGACGCCCCUGACCAGGCGGUGCCUAGCGCAGUCGUUAGCGCAGCAGUUCUUUGGAUGCUUCAUAUCGAGAAUGUCUUGCCCCUCAUAUCACCACCUUCACUUUUCAAUCAAGCGUCCGCAUACACUGUCCUGGGAAUACUACACUAUGUUUCAAUGUAAAGCUCACCUCGUGAUGAGACUGAUUGAAAACAGAAUCAGCAUGGAAUUUAUGCUACAAGUUUUCAAUAAACUACUAAGCCUGGCCAGUACUGCUUCGUCUCAGAAGUUCCAGUCGCACAUGUGGAGUCAGAUGCUGGUUUCCACCUAUGGGUUUUUGAAGUCCAUUUCCAAUGUCUCUGGCAAAGACAUGCAGCCCUUAAGAAAGCAGUGGGUGGACCAGAGUGGAGUAGUAAAAUUUUACAGAAGUUUUGAGUUUAAUAGAAAACGAAAUGUUUUAGAACUAGAAAUAAAACAAGAUUAUACAUCUCCUGGAACUCAGAAGUACGUGGGACCACUUAAAGUAACAGUGCAAGAGUUAGACGGAUCCUUCAACCAUACCUUGCAAAUUGAAGAAAACAGCCUUAAACACGAUAUACCCUGCCACUCUAAAAGCAGAAGGAAUAAGAAGAAAAAAAUCCCACUGAUGAAUGGGGAAGAAGUUGACAUGGCUCUUUCUGCAACGGACGCUGAUUCCCCUUUGCUAUGGAUAAGGAUAGAACCGGAUAUGUCAAUCCUGAGGAAGGUGGAAUUUGAGCAGGCUGAUUUUAUGUGGCAGUAUGAGCUUGGCUAUGAAAGAGAUGUCAUUGCUCAGCAGUAAUCUAUCCUGGCCUUGGAAAAAUUCCCCACCCCGCCAGCAUCAUGUCUCUCACUCACUGAUAUUCUAGAACAAGAGCAGUGUUUCUACCCAGUGAGGAUGUGCUGCUUCUGUCUUGCGAAGGUGAGGAAUACAAUGGUGAGCACAUGGACAGGACCACCAGCCAUGAAGUCUCUCUUCACUAGAAUGUUUUGUUGUAAAACUUGUCCAAACAUCGUGAAAACAAACAAGUUCAUGAGUUUUCAGAGGUGUAUUGUGGACUGGAGUUGUGAAGAACUUCAGUGGCUACUUAAUAUGAUUCAGACUGACCCUGUUCCAUAUGUAAGGUAUAAGAUUCUAAACAUGUUGACUAAGAAUCCACCAUUUACAAAGAACAUGGAGUCUCCCUUAUGCAAUGAAGCCCUAGUAGAUGUAGAUCAACUAUGGAAACUAAUAAAUUCUGGUACUGCACAUGACUGGAGGUUACGGUGUGGUGCUGUGGACUUGUACUUCACUCUUUGGCCUCAGUAGACUUUCUGUUUACCCUUGCCAGAACUCGGGCUUGUCCUCAAUCUAAAAGAGAAAAAAGCCGUCUUGAAUCCUACCAUAAUUCCAGAAGCCGGAGCAGGCAACCAGGAAUCCUCGAGUAACCCAGGCUCUCAUGCUCAGCUCGCUGGAUUUCAGAACCCUUUUUCAAGUUCUCAAGAUGAGGAGGAGGUUGAUAUGGAUACUGUUCAUGACAGUCAGGCCUUCAUUUCCCAUCAUCUGAACAUGCUUGAAAGGCCAUCUACUCCAGGGCUUUCUAAAUAUCGCCCAUCGAGCUCCAGGUCUUCCUUAAUGCCCUAGCACUCAUUAGGCUGUGACAUCAUACCAACUACAAAACCCCAGUGGACUAUGGAACUGUCCCAAAAGGGAAUAGGUAAGGAGCAGCCUUUGGAGAUGAGUGUGCAUUGCAUGGGAGCAGCUCCGCUCUCGAUGUUUGGUAAGGAGUCUACGUCCUCUAGACACAGCAAUCAUCAUCACCAUGAGCACAAGAAGAAGAAGCACAAGCACAAACACAAGCACAAACACAAGCACGACAGCAAAGACAAGGACAAGGAGCCCUUUGCCUUCUCCAGCCCUGCCAGCGGCAGGUCUGUGCGCUCCCCGUCACUCUUGGACUGAAGCACCUGCCUGCAGAGCCCUUUCCAAAGUCCCGACCAGAAGAAAGUGUUACUGCAGCCUGGUCCUCUACAGCCUGGUCCUCCUCGAUGGAGCAUGAUCCCAGAGGGAAUACAGAGAAACUGAGAGUGCUCUGGAGUUCUGGGCUUCAAUUUCUGUUAUUUGUAUAACUGCGAUCUAAGUAGGAACUGGUUUGUUGUUGUUGUUGUUCUGGAUGAACUCCUCCAUCUCUUGUUUCUUCCUGAAAACACAGAGCGACUACUUUUUAUAAAAGCCUUCAUAGCCACUACAGGCCCGUUCACAUCCUGGUCUCCUGUGGAACACCUAGGUCAGGUAUGAUUGAAAGCCUUUGAUGGAUGUCAUGGGCAGAAAGACAUUUCAACAGAAGCAACUGCCAGAUCUGUAGUACCCUGUGUUUUCAUGAAGUGCUGAGUAACACCACUCGGAAUUGCUGGAAAGACAGGCUUUUCUAUAGAACUCAUCCCUCUUGGCUGCUUUCUGUGUUAGCCAUAGAAAGUAAGUACCGUCAUUUAUGAGCAAAGACUCAUAUUUCCUUUUACCCUACAGUCCAAAAGUUUUGAAAAAAAUUAUUUUUAAAAACAUUUAACAUAACUAUCUUUUGAUAGUGCAUUUGGUGACUUUGAUGUUGCAAUUUAGCAGAACAGCCAGGUCCACCAUUAUUCUCAAAUCAAGAUGUUGAAAUGACAUUUUUUUUUGUUUUCCAUUAAGUACAAGUGAAUGUGUUCAUAUGUAAAAUACGUGUUGCUGAAUGUGGACAGUGUAUACUCGUAACAUGCACUCUUUCUAAAAUUCCUCUGGAUAUCAGGCUGCCUGGUGCUGCUUGCCUGUAGUCCCAGCAUUUGAGAGAUAGGAGGAGGAGGAUCAGUUAAGACCAGCCUGAGACACAUGAGGAUCUGUAUCAAAAAAGCAGAACCACAAAAAUCACUGUAGAUGACAAAAUAGGAUGCUUUAAGAAGGUGUGACUAUUUGUUGUUCAUCAGCUUGGACAGAGGUAAUUUGGCCCAUGUUGGAGUAUACCAGCAACAGUUUAAAAAUACAUGUGCAGUGUUUUGGUUUCAUAUUUAACAGUUUGUAUGAUUCUGUGUUUUAUUUUGUUAUUUUUUGUUUUUCUGAAUUUAAUCAGGUUCUCUGUUUAAUUUUUUUUUCAUAUCUGGUUUUUAUCAUUUCCCUUGUUACUAAAAUGUUUAACUAAAUUCUUGCUCUCAGAAUAAAUAUUUCAAAAGGGAGCCAAUAAUGCUGGACUUUGAAAUAAUAAAUAACUUUCUGAGUUGAACAUUC